GCCAAAAGGUCAUAGGCAAAGUCUAAUACGUUCACCAAACCCUCUUAUAAAUUGCUUGUCCAAACGAGAGAGAGUGUGUGUGUUGAAAUUGGAGAGGAUGGAGAAGGAAAAGAGGUCAUAUGGAGCACAUGUUUUGGCCCUUCCUUAUCCAAGCCAAGGCCACAUAAACCCUAUGCUCCAUUUCUGUAAGCGCCUUGUCUCCAAAGGCCUCAAAGCCACUCUAGCCAUCACCACCUUCAUCUCCAACACAAUGGAUCCAAAAUCCGACUCGGUCCAGUUCGACACCGUAUCGGAUGGCUACGAUGAAGGCGGCUUCAUGCAAGCCGAGAGCAUCCAAGCCUAUCUCGAACGUCUAGAAGUUUCAGGCUCCCAAACCUUAGCUGAGCUCAUCAAGAGGUACCAAAGCUCAGACCAUCCCAUCGAUUGUGUCGUUUAUGACGCCUUCUCGCCUUGGGCUCUGAAAGUAACCAAACAGUUCGGCUUACCUGGAGCCACUUUCUUCACCCAACCGUGUUGCGUUAAUUACAUAUACUAUUAUGCGUAUCACGGAUUUUUGAAGCUCCCGGUCUCUUCGUUGCCGGUUUCCAUUCCUGGGAUGCCGUUGCUUGAGCUUCCGGACAUGCCAUCAUUCAUUUAUGUGCACGGCUCGUACCCGGCUUACUUUGAGCUGGUAUUGAAUCAAUUUCUUGAUGUGGAAAAAGCUGACUACGUUCUUGUUAACACAUUCUACAAGUUGGAGGAUAAGGUGGUGGACACAAUGUCAAAAGUCAGUCCGUUGAUAACAAUAGGACCCACAAUCCCAUCAUUCUACUUGGACAAGCGGGUCGAAAAUGACUAUGAAUACGGGCUCAACCUCUUCCAUUCAGACGGGUCCAACUGCACCCAUUGGCUAAGCACCAAGCCGAAGGGCUCGGUUGUUUACAUAUCAUUUGGCAGCAUGGCCAACCUAGUACAAGAGCAAAUGGAGGAAAUUGCAUGGGGCUUAAAGGGAAGCAACUACAACUUCUUGUGGGUGGUUAGGGAUUCCGAGGGAGAAAAAAUUCCUGAAAAAUUUAUAGAUGAAACAACGUCAGAGAAAGGUUUGUUCGUAAAAUGGAGUCCACAGCUGGAAGUACUAUCGAGUGAGGCGGUGGGGUGCUUCUUCUCGCAUUGUGGGUGGAACUCUGCCAUUGAAGCAUUGAGCUUGGGAGUGCCAAUGGUGGUGAUGCCGCAGUGGACGGAUCAGACGACGAAUGCCAAGUUUGUCCAGGAUGUUUGGAAGGUGGGUGUGAGAGUUAGGGUUGAUGAGAAGGGCAUUGUGGGGAGAGAAGAAAUUGAGGGUCAUGUAAGGGAAGUGAUGGAGGGAGAAAGAGGGAAGGAAAUGAAAAAGAAUGCUAUGAAAUGGAGGGAUUUGGCCAAAGAAGCAGUUAGUGAAGGUGGGACUUCUGAUUUGAAUAUCAACGAAUUUGUAUCUAAAUUGAUUAAUUCCAAAUGAUGAUGGUCACUGUAGAUCAACUAAAUUCAAUAAAAUAGACAUUGGUGUAGAUGAUAUAAUUUAUUUGAGGUGGAGUGUUCAACCAUAA
Molecule: messenger RNA, 1562 nt
Organism: Cornus florida
Lineage: Eukaryota; Viridiplantae; Streptophyta; Magnoliopsida; Cornales; Cornaceae
Product: UDP-glycosyltransferase 74F2-like
Exons: 2
Coding region: 98-1474 (458 amino acids)
Molecular function (GO): UDP-glycosyltransferase activity
Source: RefSeq, a predicted model, not a curated record